Molecule: messenger RNA, 1446 nt
Organism: Hypoxylon trugodes
Lineage: Eukaryota; Fungi; Ascomycota; Sordariomycetes; Xylariales; Hypoxylaceae
Exons: 2
Coding region: 412-1212 (266 amino acids)
Source: RefSeq, a predicted model, not a curated record
CUCAGCUCUCCCAUACUUACUAAUUCAAGGACUGUAUUACAGCCGUCACAACUUCUCUUACUAUGUUGUGAACUUUUCGUCCAAUGCGCUCCUUGGAAUCUUGUGCUCUCAGGGGUUAGUUAGACGUGACACAGGCAUUCCUAGCUUACGGGUAACAACGACAAUGUGCCGCGUUACUACGGGACCGUCUUCGGAAAUGUCGAUGAACCAAACUUUGAUUUGGAGCUCAACAUUAUGUUUGCCGCAUUGUUGUUUGCGCCGUUAAGGGCUUCCCGUGCUCAAGAGGAAGUGUAUAUAUAGAGUGUCAAGCCGCGUUGUUUCUUGGACUCGAUCAGACUACACAACCACAACAGUCAAUAGUCAACAGAUCAGCAAAGCUCAACAACAACAGUCUUCGCACUAGUCAUCAAUAUGCUGUUCCCUCAGAGCAUCAGUCUGCUGCUUGCCAGCUCGAUCGGCCUUGCAUCCGCGAGUGCCAUCGCUCAAUUCCCCAGACCACACCCCAACCCCAAGGCCGUUGGCGUUCCGGUUCUAGGCAACAAGCCCUACCCGAACACCACGAUCGCGGGUGUUACCGUUAUCGACACCCCUGUUGUCCGUGCUGCCAUUGAGUUCACUCGCAACCACAGCACCGAGGCCGUCUUCAAGCACCAGAUCCGCUCAUGGAUCUUCGGAUCUCUCAUCAUUGCCGGUAACGAGACUCUCAAGAACACUGUCGACAUCGAAGUCCAAGCUGUGGCUGCUAUUCUCCACGAUCUAGGCUGGGACCAGACCCCCAACUCUGAGGUCACGACCCACGACCACCGAUUCGAGGUCGACGGUGCCAUUGCCUCCCGCAAGUUCCUCGCCCAGUACGGUGGUGAGAACUUUGACGCUCGCCGAACUCAGCUAGUUUGGGAUGCUAUUGCCCUCCACACGACCCGCACGAUCGGUUACUACAAGGAGGACGAGGUCCGCCUUACCAGUGAAGGUAUCUCCGUCGACUACGAUGGUCUUAAGCCUGGUGUUACCAACGAGACUUACCACGCGAUCCUCGACCAAUACCCCAACUUUGACUUGAAGGAGGCUACCAACGACACCUUCAUCUUCAUCUGUGCUACCAAGCCCGACAUCACCUACGACACUCAGCUGCAGGCGUGGGGUGAGCGUUACCUCUCCAACUACUCCACCAAGGGCAACCUCAGAAUCGACAAGAUCUUCGAGAACUUGUAAAUAAAGUUCACAUGCUGUACAAGACUGUUAGGAGUAGUGGGGUGAUGUUGACUGGUGUUGUUGGUGUUGCGGGCGGUGAGAAGCGGUGUUGAGGUGAGGGCCAAUAAAGUUGAUAUUGUCUGGGUUUCGUAUAUAUCAAAAGAACUGGGAGCGGUUAUCUCGGACCUUCACUUUAUAGAUGUCGAGACAAGUACCUAUUGAUCUAAUCAAUUUGACAUUUUUUCUUCUUUAUUU